CCACACUGAGCUGAGGCGAUCGCGACGGGCCAGCGGCGGGGGAGGGGGAGGGGGUGCGCAUGCGUUACUCGCAUGCGGAUAGAUUUUAUCUGCUGCGAGUUCUGCAAUAUUCAAUCUUCGACAGAGUCAUGAAUAGGAGGACAAUACACUAUUAUUUUGCAGCAAUCUACCUAUUAACGAGGCUCGCUCUUAGCGACUGCUCGUCCCUGCAAUGGAGGCUAACUGACGAUGAGUCUGCACUGUGCAACGAUUUCACUCGUGCAGGAUUCUUCGGUCGCAAGUCCAACACUGCAGCAGGUCAGAAAUGGGUGGUAUUCCUGAAAGUGGGUCGCUUUGCUACUCUAGCCAGACAUGCAAUCGCCGCUACUUCCAGUCCCACCUGAGAGACCGCUACAAUACAGACGUUAUAGGACAGAACCCUUUCGGAAAUUUCGACACAGCAGUGGCUUGGGCUGAAACUGGAGCUGCUGGACAGCCACUGACUGAAGUUGUAAACCCUCUCAUGACGUCUCCGUACUGCUUCAGAAACGAAACUCGCUUCUUCAGUGACUCUGAUAACUUGUCAGUUGAGGGAAGAGACAUUUUGAGCAGUGACUGCAGAGAUAACCCAACAUUCUGCAACCAUAGUCAUGUGCUGGUACCUUACUGUAGCAGUGAUCUGUGGCUGGGUAGUGAUGAGAGACAAGAUCAACGUUGUGACUGCUGGGACCAGGACUGCUUCAGAUACAAUCCAACAAGUGAAGAUCUCCAGUUCACAUUUCGAGGACAGACCAUUUUCCGCUCAGUACUGCAGACUCUUGACAGACUGUACAAUCUGAAGACGGCCUCAGAGAUUGUUCUGGUUGGCUCCAGUGCUGGGGGAGUGGGUGUUCUCAACUCAGCAAAGUGGGUGAGAGGCACCUUCCAGAACGUCAGUCUCAAAGUCAUCACCGACUCGUCCUGGUUCAUUGACUUUCGAGGAAGCAUUGAACAAGAAUUCGGUUCAGUUUCAGGUGGAGGUAGUUCUGCAGCACCCAACAGCUUUAGAGAUCUUCUGCAAAUAGUAGGCUCUAGUAGCAAAGCUUGCACCGACACCAGGCGGGGCUAUCCUUGCUGCCUCUCACCCGAGUGCCUUCUCACAAAGAAAAACAGGGAGACUGGAGAGUCCUACUUCCCUCAAGGUGUCUCAGUGUUUUCACUGACCAGCAUCUAUGACGUGUUUCUUCUUGCAAAUGCUCUUUCUGGACUUGUACCAGUCAGUGAUGACUUUAGUGUCGCUGGCUUAGCCCUGCAAUUCACAAUCACAGUUGGAGAGUAUGGUGGUGCCAUGAACGACUCUUUAAUAGACACUGCUGACACUGCUUCACUAUUAGACAUACACUUUAGCUAUUUCGCAACACAGUGCUUCCAGCACAUAUACCUCUCAACAUCCACCCUUCGAAGUGAGAAUGGUCUAAUUGGAGCAGAUGAGAUUCAGCUUGAUCAUACAUUUGCAAUGUUUGAACACAGAAUUGAGUCUGGUGUGUGGGGCAGAGAGAUCCUGGGCUACUACAAUGGCAAGGGGCACACUAUCAGGAGUGCAAUUGACCUCUGGUACAACCAUUCUGAAGAGAGUUUGGUCUUUCGUGACGUGUGUUCAGGGCCACACUGCAGCAAUACCUGCCCCGAGAAGAUUGCCCUGUCUCGAAAGGAGGAAGCAGAGAAUUGGUCACCCGGCGUAGAGAUUGCAAUCGCCGCUGUUGUCCUUCUUAUUGGAGUCAUCUGCCUCAUCAUGAAGAUGUACUGUUGUGUGUGGUUAGGACUGCUUCAUCACAAGCAGCGGCUAUUUCUUGCACAAACUCUGUCUCCUAAUGAUGAAGAAAUGCCAGCUGUUCCAAGACUUAGACGAGAGUUCCCCAACUGCAUUGAUGCUAAUGCCAUCUCUGUGGCCUGUCUGGACCUCCACUACUGUGUCACUGUUCGUAGGAAUGCUCAGAAAAAGUCAGAGAAGAAAGAGGCCAAGAUCUUGCCAGCAGCUCUGAGUGGGCUACAGGACAACGGAGACCUAACUGAUACCAUAGAUACCGAAGGUCAGUGUGUUGACAAAGAAUACGAAGAGGAAACAAGCCAAAAGAAAAUUGCAAAAACCAAGAAAAUUCUGACUGGGAUUUCAGCAUACUUCAAUCCUGGAGAGCUGAUAGCUAUCAUGGGUCCCUCAGGGUGUGGCAAAACGACAUUUCUGGAUAUCCUAACUGGACGUCGCAAAACUGGUACCACCAUGGGAAACAUUUUUGUCAAUGGAUGUCAAGUUGAGAAUAAUCGUAACUGGUAUAUCAGCAACACGGGGUAUGUGCUACAGCUGGCAGCUCCUUACUAUAAGGAGCUGACGGUGAGAGAGAACCUGACUCUAGCAGCAUGGGUCAAGCUCCACAUCAGCAGCAAAGAGAAGUUCCAGAGAGUGGAGCAAGUCAUGGAAGUGACUGGUUUGAUGGAUCUAGCUGACACUGUUGUAGGAGGAGCUACAGGACCAGGACUGAGUGGCGGGCAGAAACGAAGACUUGUUGUAGCUCUGCAACUGCUGAAGCUACCCAGUGUCAUCUUCCUUGAUGAACCCACCUCUGGAUUGGACUCAGCCUCUUCCACUGAACUACUGACUCAUCUGAAUUCUCUGGCAGCCUCCAAUAGAACUGUAGUGCUCACCAUCCACCAGCCAAGACUGGAGAUAUUCCACAUGUUCCACAGAAUUGUUGUCCUCACAGAUGGAAAGGUUGCCUACCAUGGAGUUCCAGAGAACGCAUACGAGGUGUUUGUUGAUGCUCUACAAUCAGCUUUUCUGAGCCAGGGAGUCAAGAUUCCACUUCUGGAGGACCAUAACCCAGCAGAUAUCAUAAUGGACAUGCUGGGAGAUAGGAAGAUGAGGAAGAUUGUCAACAGCUACUAUGAGGACAGUGGAGAGCCAAAGCUGGUCCGGAAGGCCGUGGAUGAGGCCCGGCGCAAGGAACAGAUGUUUAAUGCUGAAAAUAUCGAAAUCGACGGCCCAAAUACCUUGGCAGCCAAAUUCAAAACGCUCAGGGUGAUAGUACAGGGAAGCAGACAUGCAGGGCGCACACACAACUACUCAGUCGUCCGUCUGGCAGCCCUCGAGGCUCGGGCAAUGAAGAGAGCAAACCUUAUGACCAUUCUCUAUCUACCUAUCAUCUUCUUCGGCUAUGGAUUCCUACUGGGUACGGUGUAUUUCCAGACAAGUGAACCAUUCCUGAUCAUGUCAGGAUUCUGUGUCUACUCUGUGGCCAGCGCUCUGUUCAUGUUCCCGGCUAUGUACACUUUCUUUACGCAAGCUAUGGAGCUCUACAGAUUUGAACAUGCUGACGGGGCAGGACGGGCCACUGACCUUGUGAUCCAGCCAUUUGUCAGGUUCAUCUCAAUGGCCUUCUUCCCUGUCAUCAUCUGUGCCGGUGUCCUCUAUGUGCUUGCUGUGGAUCGUGCUCGAUGGAAUGGGAUAGAGUUCCUUCAGCUUGCUCUGGUGAACCUUGCCCUCAACCAGACCUGGACUUCGCUGCUCAUCUGGCUCAUCCUCAUAUUCCCAGUAAAGGCCUUCCGUAUCUCCCCUGUCCUCUCUGCUCUCGCUGGGUUCACCAGUGGCUUCUUCAUACCAAUCAACAAGAUCCCUUUGUGGUACCGCUGGAUGAGUUUCAUCAACCCCAACUACUACGGGUUUUCAGCCUCAGCAGUCAUACUGCUCUCUGACUUUGAGAGUGACUGUGAGAGAGAUGGUGGCUCAGAACUAGAGUGCUACACUGCUUCCGGAGACUAUACAUUGGCUAUAUUUGAUUUCAGCACUGUCAAUCCCUACCAAAAUAUCGUGAUAUUAUUAAGCAUGACCCUCUUCUUCUUGGUGAUGGCUGGAGUGAGUAACUGGGUCAGAUAUCUUGAAUUGCGCAGAAUCAGGAAGCUGUUUAAACUGACGCUCGAAAAACUCUUAAAGAUGUCCCAAGAAACACAGAAAAUUGAAGCAACACUGCAGGAAAAUGUGGAAAAUGAAAACAGUACAACAUCUUCCUCCACUGGUAUACCAGCAACACCAGGCAGAUCUCUUAAGAGACUAGAGACGUUCUACCUGAACGACGAUCAGGCAUACACUGUCUGGAAACGAGAUAUCUCGCUGCAACCAGCGCAGAACAGGAGAUGCCUUCUUGAGCGAAGAAAGCAACUACAAAAUCGAGUGUGGGCAACACAGCAGGUGCUUGGUGUCCAGAGAGCGUUCAGCUGGGAUGAAGCCAGUGGCAGUGACACCUCACCCGAUGAUAAACCGAUCAUGUGGCGAAAAGCCAUCAGGGAUGGUGCUAGAAACAUUCCAGAGAAUCUCUCAUCUGGAGUCGAGUUCCAUGACAUUAUUUCUCAGUAUGCUGCAGCAGCUCAAGUGGGAGACGGAAGCAUGACGGAUGAACGAAAGGCCAGAGUUAGAAACUCACUUCGAAAGUGGAGGCGACAAUUCUCAACAAACAGGCAACCUGCGAGCAGACCGGCUGAAAUGACUGCUAUUGAUGAAGUACAAGAGGAACUGUAG
Geodia barretti is the source of this 4525-nucleotide messenger RNA. Lineage: Eukaryota; Metazoa; Porifera; Demospongiae; Tetractinellida; Geodiidae. The record is from the annotation of a GenBank genome assembly.